AUGGCAAUGCCGGCCGCCAGUAGAGGCUCGGGAACGGGCAGCGGCAAGUCGGCAAUGUGGGUGACCCAGCCGAACGCGCCGGUGGACGUACACGUUCGCAUCGGCGAUGCCACUCCCGUGACCGUGAUGGAGGCCCUGGAACGCGCGGCACGAGAGUACUCAAACCACACUGCACUGCACGCCAAGCGCAUGGGCCAGUGGCAGUCCUGGACGUGGCGCGAGUACUACGACCAGGCGCAGGUUGUCGCCAAGGGCGUCAUUGGCUGCGGAUUGGAGCCCUUUCGCACCGUUGCCAUCUACGGCGCCAACAGUCCCGAGUGGCUAUUCAUCAACAGCGGCACGCUAUUUGCAGGCGGCAUCCCAACGGGCGUCUAUGGCGCCAGCUCGCCCAAGGCCGUCUGGUACCAGCUCAAACACAGCGAAACGGCGAUUGUGUUUGUCGAGACCACCGAGCACCUGCGCGUGCUCAAGCGAAUCAUCCCACGUCUGCCCGACGUGCGCAUUGUCGUUCAGUACCGCGGCCAGAUUGAGGAAACGUGUGAGGGCGUCCCGGUGCUCUCGUGGGACCAAUUUCUCGGCCGCGGCAAGGAUGUGCGCGAGCUCGACGUGCGAAUCCGCUGCGGCAAUCUCGUGCCAGGCAAUUGCGCCGGCUACUUGUACACGGCAGGCACCACGGGCAACCCAAUGGCCGUCAUGCUCUCGCACGACAACCUUGUCUGGACGGCCCGGCAGCUCGCCCACAAGGUCAUGCGGGCCUCCGUCCAAGACCGCAUUGUGAGCUGUCUGCCAUUGUGCUUUGUCGCGUCGCAGCUCACCGACAUUUACGUGCCGCUCGUCUCUGGCGCUGCCGUCUACUUUGCCCCUCCCGAAGCGCUGCGAGCUGGUCUCCGCGAGGUCAUGCGAGAGGUCAUGCCCACCAUUGUGCUAGGCGUCCCACGCAUGUGGGAAAAGCUCCAGCAAAGCGUUAAAAUCUUCCACCAAUCGCAGGGAUGGUUUCGGAAAAAGCUGUGCUCGUGGGCGGCAAACUACAUGCUGCGCCGCCACCUGGCCGUGCAAAACCUCGGUCGCGCCAGCGCCACCACGGGCAGCGACGCCGCCCUUGCCAACAACUCGUUCUCGACGCUGCCGUCCAUGGGCUCCACCCCGCCGACCACCGGCUCGGGCCAGCACUCGAGCCACCCGAACGCCAUCCCGGCGUCCGCUGCAGGCGAGCCGCUCAAAGUCUCAAAGGGCCUGUUUGGCCGCCUUGUCGACUCGCUCUGGGUCAAAGAGUUCCGCGAACACGCUGGCUUGGCCAAAUGUCGCGUUGCUGCGUGCUGCGCGGCCCCGCUCAGCACGGAUGCGCUGCAGUUCAUGAUGAGCCUCGACAUUAUUGUGGACGAGGUCUUUGGUUUGACGGAGAGCACUGGUCCCGCCGCACACACGUUUGGCCUGCGGUCUGCCGCGGGAAGCAGCGGCCGGCCUCUGAUUGGCACCGAGUUCAAGCUCACCAACCGCGACAAGGCGCGAAACGGCGAAAUCCGAACGCGCGGCCGACAUGUAUUUAUGGGCUACCUGCGCGAUCCCGAGGAAACGGCCGAGGCUUUCGACGAAGACGGCUAUUUGAAGACGGGUGAUGUCGGCAAGCUCGAUACGCUGGGCAACCUGAUUGUGACUGGCCGGCUCAAGGAGCUGAUUGCCACGUCUGGCGGCGUGCUCGUGGCACCCAUUCCGAUCGAAGAGUCCAUCAAGAAGGCCAUUCCAGUCAUCUCAAACGCCUUGGUCAUUGGCGACGGCCGCAAGUACGUGACGGCCUUGCUCACCCUGAAAACAGACUGCGAUGCAAACGGCCUGCCCUACGAAACCCUGACGCGCGAAACGCAAGAGAUUCUGGCCGAGCAAGGCAUUCGUUGCCGCACCAGCUCGGAGGCAGUGAACGACCGCAAGGUGCAAGAGUUUAUCAACGUCUGCAUGCGGCGCACGAUCGAGCGCAGUGUCUCGCGUGCCCAAGCCGUCAAAAAGUGGACGAUUCUCGCACAAGAUUUCAGUGUGGCGGGCGGCGAACUGGGCCCCACACACAAGCUCAAGCGUCGCGUGAUCGAGUCCAAGUAUGUGCACGAAAUUGAGCGCAUGUACGCCAACGACCUUGAAGUUGAGAUUCGUCGGUAA
Molecule: messenger RNA, 2148 nt
Organism: Capsaspora owczarzaki ATCC 30864
Lineage: Eukaryota; Filasterea; Ministeriida; Capsasporidae
Exons: 2
Coding region: 1-2148 (715 amino acids)
Cellular component (GO): membrane; endoplasmic reticulum
Molecular function (GO): long-chain fatty acid-CoA ligase activity
Source: RefSeq, a predicted model, not a curated record